Messenger RNA from Funneliformis mosseae, 300 nucleotides. NCBI's taxonomy places the organism in Eukaryota, Fungi, Glomeromycota, Glomeromycetes, Glomerales, Glomeraceae. The record is from the annotation of a GenBank genome assembly.
AUGACUUCAUCUAGAUACAAUAAUAAUGACAUAAAAAAAAUUCAGGAUCAAGAUGUUGAUAGUUACAUUUUUCUCCAUUUAACCGAAGAGAAACUUACCAAUAUGAAUGAAUCAUCCCCUGUGUCCGUUGAAGUCAUAACCGCCACCGAAUUUGAAAAAUUUCGUAAAAGUACUAGAAAUCAAUUAGAGAAUCUUAAUAAAAGGAUUAACAUCACCUCUGAGUUUAAUAAGCUCUUUUCUGAUGUUAAAGAUGCCCAAAACGAUAUUAGGGAAUUAAAAAUCGUUUACUUAUCUAGAUAG